AUGCCAACAGGAAAUCACUGGACAGCAGACUCUUCCAAGAUCAUAACUUGGCUGUUGGAGCAACCUGGAAAAGAAGAAAAAAGAAAAACGAUGGCAAAAGUAAAUAGAGCUCGGUCUACCUCCCCUCCAGAUGGAGGCUGGGGCUGGAUGAUUGUGGCUGGCUGUUUCCUUGUUACCAUCUGCACCCGGGCAGUCACAAGAUGUAUCUCAAUUUUUUUUGUGGAGUUCCAGACAUACUUCACUCAGGAUUAUGCACAAACGGCAUGGAUCCAUUCCAUUGUAGAUUGCGUAACCAUGCUGUGUGCUCCACUUGGGAGUGUUGUCAGUAACCAUUUAUCCUGUCAAGUGGGAAUCAUGCUGGGUGGCUUGCUUGCAUCUACCGGACUCAUCCUGAGCUCAUUUGCCACGAGUCUGAAGCAUCUCUACCUCACCCUGGGAGUUCUUACAGGUCUGGGAUUUGCACUUUGUUACUCUCCAGCUAUUGCCAUGGUUGGCAAGUACUUCAGCAGACGGAAAGCCCUUGCUUAUGGUAUUGCCAUGUCAGGAAGUGGCAUUGGCACCUUCAUCCUGGCUCCUGUGGUUCAGCUCCUUAUUGAACAGUUUUCCUGGCGGGGAGCCUUACUCAUUCUUGGGGGCUUUGUCUUGAAUCUCUGUGUUUGUGGUGCCUUGAUGAGGCCAAUUACUCUUAAAGAGGAUCACGCAACUCCAGAGCAGAACCAUGUCUGUAGAACUCAGAAAGAAGACUUUAAGCGGGUGUCUCCCUAUUCAUCUUUGACCAAAGAAUGGGCACAGACUUGCCUCUGUUGUUGUUUGCAGCAAGAGUACAGUUUUUUACUGAUGUCGGACUUUGUUGUGUUAGCCAUCUCCGUUCUGUUUAUGGCUUAUGGCUGCAGCCCUCUCUUUGUGUACUUGGUGCCUUAUGCUUUGAGUGUUGGAGUGAGUCAUCAGCAAGCUGCUUUUCUUAUGUCCAUUCUUGGAGUGAUUGACAUUAUUGGCAAUAUUACAUUUGGAUGGCUGACCGACAGAAGGUGUCUGAAGAAUUACCAGUAUGUUUGCUACCUCUUUGCUGUGGGAAUGGAUGGGCUCUGCUAUCUCUGCCUCCCAAUGCUUCAAAGUCUCCCUCUGCUCGUGCCUUUCUCUUGUACCUUUGGCUACUUUGAUGGUGCCUACGUGACUUUGAUCCCAGUAGUGACCACAGAGAUAGUGGGGACCACCUCCUUGUCAUCAGCGCUUGGUGUGGUAUACUUCCUUCACGCAGUGCCGUACUUGGUGAGCCCACCCAUCGCAGGAUGGCUGGUAGAUACCACCGGCAGCUACACUGCAGCAUUCCUCCUCUGUGGAUUUUCAAUGAUAUUUAGUUCUGUGUUGCUUGGCUUUGGUAGACUUGUAAAGAGAAUGAGAAAAACCCAGCUGCAGUUCAUUGCCAAAGAAUCCGAUCCCAAGCUGCAGCUAUGGACCAAUGGAUCAGCGGCUUAUUCUGUGGAGAGAGAAUUAGAUCAGAAACAUGCGGAGCCUGUGGCUACAGCAGUGCCCGGCUACAGCCUCACAUGACCAAUGGCCUUGAGCCCCAGAAUCUUCAG
Molecule: messenger RNA, 1580 nt
Organism: Piliocolobus tephrosceles (Ugandan red Colobus)
Lineage: Eukaryota; Metazoa; Chordata; Mammalia; Primates; Cercopithecidae
Gene: SLC16A12
Product: solute carrier family 16 member 12
Exons: 6
Coding region: 1-1551 (516 amino acids)
Biological process (GO): creatine transmembrane transport
Molecular function (GO): transmembrane transporter activity
Source: RefSeq, a predicted model, not a curated record